AUGAGGCAGCUGGGGGCGAAGAAGGGCAGGUUCAAGCGGGAUGAGCUGCCGGCGGACGACGGAGGGGGCGCCGCUGGGGACGUCGGCCUUGGUGAGGAUGAGAAGAAGAGGAGGCUGCCGUAUGGGUUUUCCUCCACGUCUUCUUCUUCGUCUUCGUCUUCGUCUGCGUCUUCUUCGGUGGCGGCGGUGGCGUCGACUGCGGCGGCCGCGGCGGCCGCCAUGGUGCGAAGGGGAGCGGGGUCCGGCGGCGCCGCCGGUGGCCUCUCGCUGCCGUACUGUCAGGCCGAGCGGUGCACCGCCGAUCUCACGGAGGCAAAGCGCUACCACCGCAGGCACAAGGUCUGUGAAGCCCACUCCAAGGCCGCCGUCGUCCUCGUCGCCGGCCUCCGCCAGCGCUUCUGCCAGCAAUGCAGCAGGUACCCACCUCCUUCUCCUACCCACCUUCAUGAUCACCGGCAACCUCGAGCUUGAAGAAAACUAUCACCAUUCACUUCUGGCGAUCUCCGCCAACGUUUGGGGGGCUUCCUGCACAGGUUCCACGAGCUCUCCGAGUUCGACGAAGCAAAGCGGAGCUGCCGCCGGCGACUGGCGGGGCACAACGAACGGCGGCGGAAGAGUUCGUCGGAAUCUCAGGGCGAAGGCUCCGGCCAUUGCCGGCAGGUUGACCAGAGCGGGAGGAUGCCCAUCGCCACUCUCCCCGCGAACCCCGCCUUCAAGCAUUUCCAUAUCAGAUAA
Molecule: messenger RNA, 735 nt
Organism: Spirodela intermedia
Lineage: Eukaryota; Viridiplantae; Streptophyta; Magnoliopsida; Alismatales; Araceae
Source: the annotation of a GenBank genome assembly